This is a messenger RNA of Racocetra persica, 405 nucleotides long. The record is from the annotation of a GenBank genome assembly. NCBI's taxonomy places the organism in Eukaryota, Fungi, Glomeromycota, Glomeromycetes, Diversisporales, Gigasporaceae.
AUGACCUUUUUGCCUAUAAUGCUGAUCUUAACGCAGAAUAUAAUACGUAAACGAAUUAUCCAUUUUCCAGUAGCAUUUGUUCAUCCUGUAGAUACAUUAGAUAUUCAAAAUACUAUUAAAUGUGGAGCAAAAUUAAAUUUCCCAAUAGUUGCAAGAUCAGACGGUCAUUCAGUGAAUGUUACAACCGCUAUAAUUGGAGCGGGAAAUACAAUAGACUCAUUAUAUUACAAUGUAUACAAAUAUGGUUUUGCAUAUCCAAGUUGGUGGAUCUAUAAUGGGUGGUAUAACAAAUGGGACAAUGCAAAAGAAUAUCCAGAACUUCUCUGGGCUAUUCGAGGAGCAGGAAAUGCAGGCUAUGGAAUUGUUACGGCUUUAACCUUCAGGAUAUAUCCGAUUCAGAAGAUC